CAGUUCCAAGGGCAUGACGCUGGAAUGUAAUUUUUUUGGUGAUGAAGAACUUACAGGGAUGUUUUUAGCUGGCUACAUUCUAGCUGAAAGCAGAUUAGAUGAGGCUGAUUAACUGUGACUAGAUCCAGUCUGUUACAAAGUAGUCUUUAAGAAACCCCUCCUCUGGGUUGCAUCCCACCCUAUUCAUUUGCAAAUCAUUCUGUGUGCAGCCAAGAUUUCACUCUCGCUAUUUCUCCUCCUUCCCUAGCUAUUACCCUCCAUGCUGAAUACUGCUUUUCUACCAGCAGCACAAUGUCUUCAUAUCUGAGCCUUGUUUAUUAAUCACGAGCUUUGAAAGGAAACCAAUCAGACGGUCUAUUUGACUGUAAUCCUUCUCUUGUCUGAGUUGAAAUAAUGCUGGGAGAGGCAUCGAAGAUAAGAACAGAUUUAGCAGAGAAGUUACUGUACAGCACAGUGGAGAAUGUAAUGACAGCGACCUGCUAGACAUAGAUUGAUGUGCUUGCUGCUUACUUUGGACUAAGAACCUGGUUUUUGAGACAAAAAUAUUUUAGCCAAGAAUUUUCAAGUGUUUACCAGCAAAUCAUGAAGGCAUGUUACAAUUUGUCUUUGAUAAUGUGCACAAAUUUGAUAUUUAUGGCACAUACAACACCUGUGAAUAAAACAACCAUGGAAUAUACUCACCGUAACAAACGUAGCUUAUUUCAAGAUGGAAUAAAAGUGCUGCAGCGUAAAAAGCGGGGAUGGAUGUGGAAUCAAUUUUUUUUGCUUGAAGAGUAUACUGGUUCAGACACACAGUAUGUUGGGAAGUUGUACACAGACCAAGAUAAUGGAGAAGGAAAUUUAAAGUUUAUUUUAUCUGGAGAUGGAGCUGGCAGUGUUUUCACUAUAGAUGAAAAUACUGGCGAUAUCAAAGCUGCAAAGAGAUUGGAUAGAGAAGAAAAGUCAGUUUAUGUUCUUCGGGCCAAAGCAAUAGACAAAAAAACAGGAAGACAAGUUGAACCAGAAUCUGAGUUUAUAAUUAAGAUUCAUGAUAUCAAUGACAAUGAACCAAAGUUUAACCAAGAUGUUUAUACUGCAACUGUCUCUGAAAUGUCAGAAGUCGGCACCUCAGUCAUUCAAGUAACUGCCAUAGAUGCUGAUGAUCCGUUAUAUGGAAAUAGUGCCAAGAUUGUUUACAGUAUUCUACAAGGACAGCCAUAUUUCUCUAUUGAUCCAGAUACAGGCAUAAUCAAAACUGCUCUACCAGAUAUGAGCAGAGAGAACAGGGAACAUUACCAAGUGGUUAUUCAGGCCAAAGAUAUGGGUGGCCAGAUGGGAGGAUUAUCUGGGACCACCACGGUGAACAUCACACUGACUGAUGUCAAUGACAAUCCGCCUAGAUUCCCACAGAGUAUCUACCAAUUUGUGGUUCUGGAGUCUGCACCUAUAGGGACAGAGACUGGCAGAAUAAAAGCUAUUGAUGCAGAUGUGGGUAAAAAUGCAGAAAUUAAAUAUACGAUUACUGAUGGAGAUGCUAAAGAUCUAUUUGAUAUUGUAACAGACCAGCAUACACAGGAUGGAAUCAUAAUAGUAAAAAAGCCUCUAGAUUUUGAAAGCCAGAAACUUUACACAUUUCAAGUGGAAGCUGCUAACAUAUAUGAAGAUCCGAGAUUUAUUCACCUUACCUCAUUUAAGGAUACAGCUAUUGUGAAAGUCCUGCUGCAAGAUAUUGAUGAGGCUCCUAUUUUUAGUAAACCUUUCUAUGUGUUUGAAGUGAAUGAAGACACCAAAGAAGGUAGCAUAAUUGGGCAUGUAACCGCUCAGGAUCCUGACUCUGCCAAAAGUUCUGUAAAAUACAGCAUUGACCGUAACACAGACUUGGAGAGAACUUUCAGUGUAAACUCAGGAAAUGGUUCUUUAACCUUAGAAAAAACUCUUGACCGUGAAAUGACACCAUGGAAAAAUGUUACAUUAGUGGCAUCUGAAACAAAUAAUCCCAAGCUCAGCAGAAAUGUUCAAGUGUAUAUAAAGAUAAUGGACAUUAAUGAUCAUGCACCAGAAUUUUCAGAACACUACAAGACUUUUGUAUGUGAAAAUGCAAAACCAGGUCAGCUUAUUCAGUCUGUAAGUGCUGUGGAUAAAGAUGAACCUCCACGGGGGCAUACAUUUUUCUUUGAAAUGAUACCGGAAUUUUCCAUCAAUCCAAAUUUUACACUUGUAGACAAUAAAGAUAACACAGCCAGUAUUUUAUCUAAAAGAAAUGGAUACAAUCGCUAUAAAAUAAGUUCAUAUACAUUGCCAAUUAUUAUUUUUGACAAUGACUAUCCCGUGCAGAGCAGUACUGAAACAUUGACUAUACAGGUAUGUGCCUGUGACAACAAAGGAAAUGUGCAGACAUGCAGUGCUGAAGCUUUCUUACUUCCAGCUGGACUGAGCACCGGUGCAUUAGUUGCAAUUUUACUUUGCAUCAUCAUACUUCUCACAUUAGUAGUCCUUUCUGCAGCUCUAAAGAAGCAUAGGAAAAAAGAACCACUAAUAUUUUCAAAGGAUGAUGUGCGAGAUAAUGUUGUGACCUAUAAUGAUGAAGGAGGAGGUGAGGAGGAUACGCAAGCUUUUGAUAUUGGAGCACUAAGAAAUCCCGCUAGAGAGGAAAAUAAACUUAGAAGAGAUAUCAUCCCUGACACUAUAUUUCAUAUACAAAGGACAGUUCCUCUGUGGGAAAAUAUUGAUGUUCAAGAUUUUAUUCAACGAAGAAUAAAUGAAAAUGAUGCAGAUGCAACUGCUCCUCCAUAUGACUCACUUGCAACCUAUGCCUAUGAAGGUAAUGACUCCGUCGCUGAAUCGCUAAGCUCUUUGGAAUCCCUUGUGGUUGAUGAGAAUCAUGAUUAUCGAUAUCUCAAUGACUGGGGGCCUCGAUUCAAGAAGCUUGCAGAUAUGUAUGGUGGGAAUGAAAGCGACUGAUUCAAAGGAAUGUCUACUAUGGCUGUCGUCUAGUAAUGAUGAACUAUGCAAAAAUUCUAUAGAAUACAUUUUACAAAGUUACUUAUUGUAGAUAUAGUCGGAACUAUUUUCUUAUCAUGGUUACAAAAAGGAAUAACAAGCUGAGAUUGAUGCUUAAUCUAAAGGAGGGUAAUACGAAUUCAUGGGAAUACUGUUAUGUGCCUUUAAUGUUAUUUCUAUUUUUCAGCUUGCACACAACAGAAAAUUAAUAAAUAAAAGGCAGGCAUAUGAUAUAAAAUUUAACCAAAAAGAUAUAUUAAGCAUUACAAGUAUUUGGGGAAAAAAUAGUUGUGAAUGUUAUUUAUUCGAUUAGAAUGUCUGUGAUUGUAUGAUCGCUCUAUUUUUAUAAAUGUAAAGCUAUAUUUUUGUAAUAUUUUGGAAUAAAAUUAAAUGUAAUACAUAAAGUAUUUGCAUUAUAAAAAAAAAGAUAUAUUUCAAGUUUCCAAUUGGGCUUACAUGUAUA
Messenger RNA from Hyla sarda, 3442 nucleotides. It is a transcript of the gene CDH9, whose product is annotated as cadherin 9. NCBI's taxonomy places the organism in Eukaryota, Metazoa, Chordata, Amphibia, Anura, Hylidae. Gene Ontology annotation, biological process: multicellular organism development; calcium-dependent cell-cell adhesion; homophilic cell-cell adhesion. The transcript has 12 exons. The record is from RefSeq and is a predicted model, not a curated record. Gene Ontology annotation, cellular component: plasma membrane; catenin complex; adherens junction. Gene Ontology annotation, molecular function: cadherin binding; calcium ion binding. The coding region runs from base 583 to 2940 and encodes 785 amino acids.